This is a messenger RNA of Trichophyton benhamiae CBS 112371, 2139 nucleotides long. Its product is annotated as C2H2 transcription factor (Rpn4), putative. The transcript has a single exon. Gene Ontology annotation, biological process: regulation of transcription by RNA polymerase II. Bases 1 to 2139 code for a protein of 712 amino acids. Gene Ontology annotation, cellular component: nucleus. Lineage: Eukaryota; Fungi; Ascomycota; Eurotiomycetes; Onygenales; Arthrodermataceae. The record is from RefSeq and is a predicted model, not a curated record.
AUGCUGUCCUCCAUCCCUUCACUGUCGACAUCAUAUAUCCGCCACAGCACCGGCCCUUUUGCAGAGCAAACCCUCCUACAAGACCAGCUCGACCAGCUUGACCAGCUCGAGUCGCAGCUGCUUCUCUCUUCCUAUCAACACCACCAACACCACAACCACAACCUCCAGCAAGACCAACAGCAAGAACAACAUCACCACCACCAGACCUUCAGUGAUAUCAGUGAUAGUCCAUCGUUGACCUUCCCUGUUUACCACAGCUGCUCUACGCCGCCGCCAGAGUCUUCUUCUUCUGCCGUGGCCUCCCCUUACGCCUACGACUCCGCCUCCCCUGUCUUCUCUGUCCAGGGCUCUCCUGAGACCGACUUCAUCUCUUCCUUAUACCACGGCGCAGGCGGCUUUUCUAUGCCCGACGAGAGUUUCCCGCCUCGGGAAGACGGUCUAUCGCAUACUCCACCGCCACCUUCAAUAAAGGUGUUCCAGUCUUCGCCGCAUACCAGCAGCAGCAACACCAAUAAUAACCACCGCACCACCACUGCCGCCGCCGCCGCCGCCGCGAACAACAACAAUAACAACCAGAUGCUGUUGCAGUCCGGCCUAUCUUAUGAAGGAGAUCUCCAGACGCUGCUGCCACCACAACAACGUAACCGUCACCGUCUCUCUCCCAGAGCACCCGGCCAGACACCCGGAACCCCAAGCGCCAUCGCAAAACCUCAGCAACAACAACAAUCUCAGCAACAACAGCAUCAGCAACCCGCCCAGCAUAGGCGCACCCCAUCCUCUUCCUCCAACGUCUCCCUCACUUCAGGCUACCACAGCUACUCAGGUUACGACCAAAGCUCCUCCAAACCUCUGCCCACUCCCGAGCAGACUCCCGUGCAGGCCUCCUUUCUGGGUCAGCCACAAUUCCCUUCCUACGACCCGUCUUCCUCAUACCGAAAUGCAGGGGACCAUCCAGAUAUGGAAAUGGCAAUGAGACGAGCUGUAUUUGAACAGCAGAGACAACAUCAACAACAACAGCAUCGUCAGCAACAGGCAGCUCACGCCGUUGAGGAAGAAGCAACUACUUUCCCCUCCUAUACUCUCCCACCCUCCGUAUCAACACUGAGUCACAACUCGUCAGCCACACCUCAGGGUCACAUGAACGCCCGAGCUAACUCCCCCCGGGAUGCCUCUCCUUGGGCCCAGCAGGUCAGCGUCUUCCAGAAUGCGCUUCACCACCCAUCGCAUAUGAACUCGUCUCUGCGAGGAAUGGAGCUCAUGAGCCACAAUGGCCACGAAGAGCAGCCCAAGACCAUAUCACCCAAGGAUGCCAUGCUUGAGUUCCACGAGUCUCCUGCAGACAGCAGUAGCAUGCCCCUUUUCCCUUCCCAGGCCGAGGCUUCUCAGUUUGAGGCUGCCGUGGCAACAACACUGGCCAAUACCGACUUCUCCAACGAUGCCUUUGCCCCUUUUUCCUCCGCCUCCCAGAAUACUCCCCAGCCUUACUUCCUCGGCCAGACUGCCGGUGCGGACGUACUACAAUACCAGACCAACACUCCCCAACAACAACACCAGCCCCCGCAUCAACAACACCACAGCCACCCCCAGCACCAGCAGAACAGCGCCGAGUUCGCUGCCGCUCUAGCCGGCCUUGACCAGGCCGCUGGCGUCGACCGCAAGAUGCAGGAUCACGACUCAGAUCUGGCUACCGGCCGACCAGACGACACUACCUCUGAAGCUGGCACCUACAGCUGUACUUACCACGGCUGUACCCGGCGCUUCGAGACACCCGCUCGGCUACAAAAACAUAAGCGCGAGGCCCACCGCCAGACUACGCCCGGCUCACACAUGCUCUCGCGUGACAACUCGACGCUGGGAGCACGCGGACUUAGCGCCCGUAACUCCCAGGCCGGACCUCACCGAUGUGAGCGCACCAACCCAUCGACAGGCAAGCCAUGCAACUCUAUCUUCUCGCGGCCGUACGACCUUACACGCCAUGAAGAUACGAUACACAAUUCCCGCAAGCAAAAGGUGCGCUGCCACCUGUGCACUGAGGAGAAGACCUUCUCGCGCAACGAUGCUCUAACCCGGCACAUGCGCGUCGUCCACCCCAACGUCACCUGGCCGGGCAAGCAGAAGCGAAGAGGUCGCGAGGACUAA